Prosopis cineraria is the source of this 4055-nucleotide messenger RNA. RefSeq lists its product as uncharacterized. The transcript has 19 exons. NCBI's taxonomy places the organism in Eukaryota, Viridiplantae, Streptophyta, Magnoliopsida, Fabales, Fabaceae. Gene Ontology annotation, biological process: double-strand break repair via homologous recombination; protein deubiquitination. The record is from RefSeq and is a predicted model, not a curated record. Gene Ontology annotation, molecular function: ubiquitin binding. Bases 383 to 2647 code for a protein of 754 amino acids.
CACCAAUCUCCGAGCGCACGAAAUAGCAAGUCGAAAACAGACUGCACCGUCUGUUUGUUGCCGCCACGCCACUUGAGUCACGAUACGGCGAUACCUGCUUCCCUAAAAAGGGCAUGUGCCCUAGUGAAUGCGAAAAAGGCUACGCAAACCCCAAACUUGCAGUAACAAUUUCCACUCUGUUCAUCAUCCUUGACGUGCAAGGACGACAUUGUCCUCGAUUAAAAAACACAAACCCAGUCAAAGGACCUGCCGCAAUAAAAUCGAAGCCCGAUUUUCACCGUCCCUUCCCUCUUCGGAAAAGCCUCCCUCCAUCACCGAAACUUCGGCAGUGGGAGGAAACAAGCUGUAGGAAGCUUCAAUUCUCACUGAUCGAGUUUCCGCGAUGCAUCGUGUGGGUAGCGUGGGAACCACAAACAAUUCAAGUCGGUCUCGUAAAGAGAAGAGAUUGACAUAUGUUUUGAGUGAUUCUGAUGACACAAAGCAUUGUGCAGGCGUAAAUUGUUUGGCUGUCCUCAAGUCUUCUGUCCCUAACAGGCCUGAUUAUCUCUUCACUGGGAGCCGUGAUGGCACAUUAAGACGAUGGGCACUGGCUGAGGAUGCUGCAACUUGCUCUGCUACGUUUGAGUCUCAUGUUGAUUGGGUGAAUGAUGCUGUUAUCGUGGGUGAUAGAACACUCGUUUCUUGUUCUUCAGAUACAACCCUUAAGACAUGGGAUGCCUUAUCUGAUGGAGCUUGUACUAAGACUCUCAGCCAACACACUGAUUAUGUUACUUGCCUGGCGGCUGCAGGAAAAAAUGGCAAUGUUGUUGCCUCUGGUGGCCUUGGUGGGGAGGUUUUUAUUUGGAAUCUUGAAACUUCAAUUACCCCAAUCUCAAAAUUCCAUGAAGCUAUGGAUGAUGAUUGUUCAAAUGGUGUCAAUGGCUCUGGGAACUCCCUAAUAAUGGCAGGCUUACAUAACAUCAGCUCUAGCAACAAUAUUUCCACGCCCACUAGUCAGUGUCAAGGGUAUAUUCCAAUUGCUGCCAAAGGCCAUAAAGAGUCUGUUUAUGCAUUAGCAAUGAAUGAAGGUGGAACACUUCUUGUCUCAGGCGGCACAGAAAAGGUUGUUCGUGUUUGGGACCCAAGAUCUGGAUUAAAGACUAUGAAGCUAAGGGGGCAUACAGAUAACAUUAGGGCUCUACUUCUAGAUUCUACUGGCAGGUUCUGUUUAUCAGGAUCAUCUGAUUCCAUGAUAAGGCUUUGGGAUCUAGGUCAGCAGCGAUGUGUGCAUUCAUAUGCUGUUCAUACAGAUUCUGUUUGGGCACUGGCCAGCAGCCCAUCAUUUAGUCAUGUCUAUAGUGGCGGGAGAGACCUUUCAUUAUACUUGACAGACCUGCAAACAAGAGAGAGUCUUCUGCUUUGCACUGGCGAAGACCCUAUUUUGCAAUUGGCUUUGCAUGAUGAUAGCAUAUGGGUUGCAUCUACCGAUUCUUCUGUACACAGAUGGCCUGCUGAAGGACAUCAUCCUCAGAAGAUUUUCCAAAGGGGCAAUUCCUUUUUAGCUGGAAACUUGUCCUAUACCCGGGCAAGGGUGUCCCUAGAAGGAUCUGCUCCUGCACCGUUUUAUAAAAAACCAACCUUAACUAUUGCUGGUACACCUGGAAUAGUGACGCACGAAGUUCUCAACAAUAGGAGACAUGUUCUGACAAAGGAUACUGCUGGUUCAGUGAAGCUGUGGGAGAUUACAAAGGGUGUUGUGAUCAAAGAUUAUGGAAAGGUUCCGUUUGAGGAAAUAAAGGAAGAGCUGUUUGAGAUGGUUAGCAUUCCUGCAUGGUUCACAGUGGAUACCAGGCUUGGAAGUUUGUCAAUCCAUAUGGACACUCCCCAAUGCUUCUGUGCAGAGAUGUAUUCAGCAGACCUUAACAUUGCCAGCAAGCCUGAAGAUGAUAAGGUUAAUUUGGCUCGAGAAACCCUUAAAGGGCUCUUGGAUCAUUGGUUGGUGAGGCGAAAGCAAAGAAUGGGAUCUCAUGCUAAUGGGGAAAUGGUAUCUGGAAAGGAUCCUAGUACAAGAAGUCUUAUCCAUUCAAGAAUUGAGGUUGAUUGCAGUACUGAGAAUGAUGCCAUGGUUUAUCCCCCAUUUGGAUUUUCAGUUGUUUCCCCUCCAUCCAUUAUCACUGAGGGCACACAUGGAGGUCCAUGGAGGAAAAAAAUUACUGAUUUAAAUGGAACUGAGGACGAGAAAGACUUACCCAGCUGGUGUUUGGACUGUGUAUUGAAUAAUCGGUUACCUGCAAGAGAAAAUACUAAAUGCAGUUUCUUCUUGCAUCCGUGUGAAGGUUCCACCGCCCAGGUCCUUACACAAGGAAAACUAAGUGCUCCACGUAUAUUGAGAAUUCACAAAGUUAUUAAUUAUGUAAUAGAAAAGACUGUCCUUGACAAGCCAUUGGAUAGCAUAAAUGCCGAAGGUAGUUUGACUUCUGAACCUGCACUUGGGGAUGGAUCUUUUCGAGCUGGAUUGAGUUCUUGGCCUAAGCUUAAACCUUCUAUUGAAAUAUUGUGCAACAAUCAGGUGUUGUCUCCUGAAAUGAGCUUAGCAACAGUGCGUGCUUAUAUAUGGAAGAAAACAGAUGAUCUGAUCCUUAAUUACCGGGUGGUUCAAGGCAGGUGAUAGCAGAUUGUGCAAAAAUGUGGGACUCAAAGUCAUCUGUUUCACUCUCCUCACAGGUGCCUCCCAUGGUCUUCUUUGUACAUGUCCGAACCACUUCAAACGAUUUUUUUUACCAUUUUUCCUUUAGUAGCUGCUACGCCCAUUUUUUCCUGAAUUUGCUCAUUUCGAAUUUUAUUUUUGCGUGUAUAUCUACACAUCCAUCUCAACAUUCUCAUUUCUGUUACUCCAAUUUUAUGCUUUUGUUGUCCCAUGAAAGCUCAACAUUCACUAUCAUAUGAUAUUGCUAGUCUUUUAAUAGUUUGAUAAAACUUCUCUUUAAACUUAUUAAGUACCUUAUGAUUGCAGGUAACUCUUUUAACCUUUCUCCAAUUAAACCACCCCAUUUGUAUCCUAUAUGCAAUAUCUCUAUCAAUUUUCUCGUUUUGUUGAAUAAUCGCAUCAAAUAUUUAAAUUUUUUCACUUGAGGUAUGGUUUAAUCACCUAAUUUCACUUCCAAAUUAUUACUCACUGAUCCCUUAUCAAAAUUAUAAUAUAGAUAUUUUGUUUCACUCCUAUUCAAGUGAAAAAAACCUUUUGACUCUAAUGUUUUCCUCCAUAUCUCAAAUUUACAAUUAGUCUCUUCUCUUGUCUUUGCAAUAAGAAUUGUAUCAUCCACAAAAAGCAUACAUUUAGGAAUUUCCUCUUGAAUAUGCUCAAUGAAAACAUUUAAGACUAGAGCAAACAAAUAAGGACUCAAAGAUGAUCUUUGAUGUAGUUCACUCUUUAUAAGAAAAUUUUUUGUUUCGCCACCAAGCGUUCUUAUACUAGUUAUCACCCCCUCAUACAUGUUUGUAUGGCUCGAAUAUAGGCAACCCGAAUAUCCUUCUUUUUCAAUGCCUUUCAAAGUACUUGUCUCGAUACACAAGCUAAACAUGAGGUAUUGAAAGUUUCAUUGCUCUGGAAAACAAAUAUACUUUUACUACAAAUGAUUUUUAAGGUAUUUUGGUUAUCUGUCAACUUCUAGUGAGUUUUGUGCUUGCUUUCAUCUCUUCAUAACGAAGGGAUGGAUAGUGUAAUUUGAGCAGUUCUCUGGCCGAGUAAUUUAUCUUUUCUUUUUCCAAGUGAAUUAAUGGUAUUUAUAAUGUAAUUCAGUAAUUGAUACGAGUAAAACUAUCCGAAUUGAGAAGGCUUCAGGGCCAAUUUAUUGGCUGGGCUGCUACAAUGAAUGGCAUUGAGGUGAUAAGCCUAAAAUUUUCUCUCCCCAAAAUUGGACAAAAAUAAUCUUACGGACUUUUGCUAAUUUUGGAAUGAAAAAUUGUAUUAUGUCGCCUCAAAGCUGUUGACAUAUUAUGUAUUGACUCUUUUUUAAUUGAUAGUUUUCUGAUCUUUGGUUUGCCAUUUAAUGAAAUACUUCUUGUAAUGCGCUGAU